This is a messenger RNA of Sclerotinia trifoliorum, 2109 nucleotides long. Lineage: Eukaryota; Fungi; Ascomycota; Leotiomycetes; Helotiales; Sclerotiniaceae. The record is from the annotation of a GenBank genome assembly.
AUGAGGCUCAAGAUCAGAACCUCUUUAUUUGUGCUGGGAAGGAUUGUAAGCUCAUCAAAGCCAUUUCCAACCCAUGGAUUCCAUUCUCGACUUUUCAGUACCAACAAUACCCCGAAAACCUCGAAACCUUUAAGAAUUUUGUUUUGUGGUUCCGACGAUUUUAGUUGCGAAUCUCUUCGUUCUUUAGUGGCAGAACAAUCAUCAGACCCAAAAGGAAUCGCUUCUAUCGACGUUCUCAUUCGACCAGGUAAAAGGUUCGGAAGAGGCUUGAAGGAAACUCGUGAAGGUAAUGUCUGAAAUUCUGAGGAUCAAUUUGCCCUUGCAUACUGAUCAUUGAUAGUCCCGCUGAGGAAAGUAGCCGAAGAGUUGAAUCUUCCUAUACAUGAGAGAGAUACAUUCACCGGAUGGGAUGUAAGUUUCGACUUUUGGAUAUGUCUUCGCUGCCUUGAGAACUUCAACUAAUCAUAUUCUAGUUGCCCAAACCAAAUGGAGAAUCAAUCAACCUUAUUGUAGCUGUUUCGUUUGGUCUCUUUGUACCGCCACGUAUUCUCAACAGUGCUGAAUAUGGUGGAAUUAACGUUCAUCCUUCCCUGUUGCCACAGUACAUUUUCCCAACAUUAGGUUUCUGCACCAAUGCUAACCAUAAUGUAUAGAUACCGAGGAUCCGCUCCAAUCCAUCAUGCAAUUAUAAAUGGAGACACAAUUACUGGUGUCACACUUCAAACUUUGGAUCCUCAUAAGUUUGACCAUGGCACUAUUCUCAGUCAAGAAGGUUUCCCUAUUCCACAACCAAAAACAAUAAAUUACCAAGGCCUUUUGGACUUCAUCAUACCAAAGGCCGCGGAUUUAUUUGCAAAGGGUAUUAGAAAUCGAGUCUUCGUAAACCCAGAGUCGGAUCAAGCGAUCAAGCUUGCCCCCAAGAUCAGCCCUGUUGCUAGAUACAUUAACUGGGAAGAAGGAUUAUCUGCCGAUGUCGAACGGAGACACCGGGCACUUGGUAGACUUUGGUGUUAUACACGUACCUGGUGGUCAGGUAAGAAUAAAAAACGGACAAUCUUCCAUGAUUUCGAGGUUGUACCAUUACCAAAACAAUCUGUGGUGCUUCCAGAACGGGUGUAUAAUUUAUUCCCACGAUGGGAAUAUUUCUGCACUCCUGUAUAUGCAGAUCCUACUCAUCCAGGAUCUAUCAUCAUUCCAACUGUACAAAAUGGAUUGGGGCUCCGAGUUAAACAAAUUCUCGUAGAAGGUCAGGUGGUGGGUUCGGCCAUUGAUGCUGUGCAUAGAGUAUCGGGUUUCACCAAAGACCCAAAUGAUGAUGCUAUGUUCAUGUCUGUAGCAUUGACGGAUAUAUCAGAGGAUGGUCAGCCAGUUCUGCGCGAUGGUAAAGGCGUUGAGUAUGCGGCGAAACACCUGCUUCCAAGCAAGACGCUAAAAAUCAGCCGGGCGCGGCUUAUUGAUCCCAUUCCCAAGAAUCAACCGCAACAUAUAUAGAUUUAUAAUAGAACAAUAAACCGAGAAAAAAGACCCAGAAUCCGGUGGUAUGUAGCGUAUCAUCUCAUGGCUCUCAAGUGGAGGAUAGUGAUUUGAACUAUGUAUGAUAUUGAGCAGGAACGAGAGGUAUCGGAAUUUUGAAGGAAAGAAGGAAAUGGGCGCUCUGUGUACUGUGUACUGUAAUCUGGAUACAAGCUCGUCUAUUGUUCCGACGCCCAAGGGCAACCCAUCUCUAUCGAAUUGCACCGGGGGUUGAAAGCAUUUGUUUUAUGGAAUGAAGGAGGACAAUAGUCGCUAUGUCCGGCGUAAUUCAGAGCAGUACCCGCACGAUUGCUGAGAGCAAGGAGAGUAAUUUGACCUUUAUCUAAUAGCGGACAAUGAUGAAAUUUCUUCCGCUGCUGAGAUUAUGGAAAGCAAUGGUCGAUUUGUCUAGUGGGCCAAGGAUGGAAUAGGCUUUAUUGCUGUAACACACAAGAUAUUAUUGUUCUAUGUCUAGUAGGCACUCGAGAAGGAAUCCUUUGAUUGUUGAGAGUAAAAAGAGGUAACGGCUAACCCAUCUAGCAUAUCAAGGGUAGAAUAUGCUCCAUUGCCGAACCGGGAAUAGAUCUUUAAUUUAUA